CACCGGAUGACCCAAAUUUACUUGUCGGCGAUGAAGAAAAAGAUGAUCAACUAUUUCACGAGUCACCGGUAAUCAAAAACCUAGAAGUUAUGACCUCAUCUCCAUUAUCGCGUUUGCCCAUCGAGGAUUUACCGAGUAGUUUAGCGAAUAUAAGUUUAUCCCAUUGUGAAAACAAAUCAACCUCCUUGCAUGAGGCCGCACAAUCCGGCAAUGCUCAAUGGACUCUUGAGCUUCUGGAACAAGGUUGUAGUCCUUGCUUAAAAGAUGAAAGAGGCCGAACUCCUUACAUGUUGGCGACAGAGAAGGAAGUCAGAAACACUUUUAGAAGAUUUAUGGCUGCGAACCUUGAUAGAUGGGAUUGGCAGGCUGCUUAUGUGCCCAGUCCAUUGACGAAAGAAAUGGAGGAAUCUCAAGCAGCCAAGCAGGCGGAGAAGGAUGCCAAGAGGAAAGCUAAAGCAAAAGAAAUGAAGAAGUUGAGAAAGGCUAAAGAAAAAGCCAAGAUGCAGGAACAGGCGGCUUCUGCUUCCGAAGAACCACCUAAAGAUCAACCGCUUCCUCAUGUUAGACAACAAAUCUCAGAGGAGCCCACCGCGCGGGUGGCGCCUUCAAGACAACAACCAAAACCAAAUAUUGAGGCAAUCUCAAAGGAGGAGGAAGAAAAACUAUCCCUUGCAGCAGAGAGAGAGAAGAGAGCUGCUGCAGCAGAAAGGAGAAUAGCAGCCAUGAAGAAUGAGGGAACCACAGCAGUUAGCAGUUCAGAAACCAAUGCUUCAGCUAAGGAUCACUUCUGCUCAUUCUGCAAUGCUUCCUUGGCGGGGAAGAUACCAUUCCACAGCAACUGCCCCGGCACUACCCCUUGAGGACCGGUGGCCAACAGCGACGACGAACACACGGCGGCGGCGCCGGCGGCGG
This is a messenger RNA of Phalaenopsis equestris, 912 nucleotides long. Its product is annotated as ankyrin repeat and zinc finger domain-containing protein 1-like. The transcript has 6 exons. The coding region runs from base 90 to 860 and encodes 256 amino acids. Gene Ontology annotation, molecular function: protein binding. The record is from RefSeq and is a predicted model, not a curated record. Lineage: Eukaryota; Viridiplantae; Streptophyta; Magnoliopsida; Asparagales; Orchidaceae.